AUGGUGCCUUUCCCUGUGCAAGGCACCAUCAAUCCUCUUAUCAAUUUGGCUCACCUCCUCUCUUCACGAGGGGUUUUCAUCACCUUCGUCAACACGGAGUGGAGUCACAAGUGCAUGGCCAAAGCCGCUCAUAAUGAUGAUAAACUCUCCACUUCCACAUUUAAGUUUCUCACCAUUCCAGAUGGGUUGCCGCCAGAUCGUGGCCGUCUCUCCAAUUCUGCCGAGUAUGCAACGGCAGUGCAAAACCUUGGCCCCGUCUUGGAGUAUCAUUUGCUCCGCAGCUUAUCUGACGAAACUCCUCCGUACACUUGCAUUAUAACAGAAACUUUUAUGUCUUGCACUAUGAAGUGGCCAACAGGAUGGGAUUGCCCCGAGUCAUCUUUUGGACAAUUGGAGGAAUCGAAGAGGGCAGACAAAGUGAUUACUUGUUUGCCAGGGAAUCUUCCGCCUUUGUUGCCGACCGAUCUACUUUCCUUUUAUCGCGCUACUGAUACAUCAGACGUUUUAUUUCAGCACUGUCUCCGUGAGUCCCAAUUUCAAAGUAAGGGAGAUUAUGUGCUGGUCAACACGUUCGAUGAGCUGGAGGCUCCCGACACGGUAAGCGCCCUGUCCUGUAAUGGCCGCCCUGCUUUGGCUGUAGGUCCUGUAUUUCUUCCCAAUUUCCUAGAAGGAAGAGAUAUAAACAGGUGGGCAAGUCUGUUGGAGCAGGACGAGAGCUGUCUUAAAUGGCUUGAUGCCCAUCACCCAACUUCUGUGAUAUACGUUUCCUUCGGCAGCAUCGCCGUCAAAUCAAACGAGCAGCUGGAGGAGUUGGCAAGGGGGUUAGAGAAGAGCGAGCACCCCUUUCUGUGGGUUCUGAGAAUGGAUAUUGCGGGAGGCACGCCUGCAACUCUGCCGGAGGGUUUUGAAGAGAGGACAAAAGAUCGAGGACUUAUUGUGAAAUGGGCGCCUCAGGUGAGGGUUUUGAGUCACCCUUCGGUAGGAGGGUUUCUCACCCACUGCGGGUGGAACUCGUGUUUGGAAAGCAUGAGCAUGGGAAUUCCAAUGCUUGGAUGGCCCUAUUUCUGUGACCAGUUUCUUGAUUGCCGCUUCUGCAAGGAUGUGUGGAAGAUUGGCAUUGAUUUGGAAGGCGUGGACGUUGAUGAAAAUGUGGUAGUUACGAGGGAGGAGAUAGAGAAAGGCGUGAGGAGACUGAUGGAGGGUCCAAAAGCGCGGGAGCUUAGAAAAAGAGGAAUGGAGUUGAAGGAGGCUGCAUUUAAAGCGGUUCCGCAGUGA
Molecule: messenger RNA, 1275 nt
Organism: Cryptomeria japonica (Japanese cedar)
Lineage: Eukaryota; Viridiplantae; Streptophyta; Pinopsida; Cupressales; Cupressaceae
Product: 7-deoxyloganetin glucosyltransferase-like
Exons: 2
Coding region: 1-1275 (424 amino acids)
Molecular function (GO): UDP-glycosyltransferase activity
Source: RefSeq, a predicted model, not a curated record